AUGACGUACAGCUCAAUAGCCGAGCUGACCAUGUCAGUAUCACUGCGCAUCCCAGUGUUUCUGCUGGCAGCAAUGGUGACUGUCUGUGCUGCGAGACCCGAGGAAGGUGGGAGCUCACAACCAGUUUUGGGCGGCUUGGAGGAAGCUGACAUCCAUGAGAAGGGCGUGAAUGAGGCAAUAGACUACGCCAUCAGCGUUUACAACCAGGAGAACAACGAUCUAUACUAUAGUCGCGUGUUGAGGGUGGUACAUGCCCGCAAGCAGGUUGUUGCUGGGAUGAACUACUAUUUGGAUUUGGAGAUAGGUCGAACCUCCUGUACUAAGUCUCAAUCAGACUUGGCUGAAUGCCCCUUUGUUGAUCAACCACAAGAGCAGAAGAGGACAUUCUGCUCUUUCCAGGUCUACAUUGUGCCUUGGUUGCACAAAAUCUCCGUGACACAUUAUAGUUGUCAUAAUGAAUAA
Messenger RNA from Sciurus carolinensis (gray squirrel), 462 nucleotides. RefSeq names its product cystatin-C-like. The transcript is spliced from 4 exons. The record is from RefSeq and is a predicted model, not a curated record. Gene Ontology annotation, molecular function: cysteine-type endopeptidase inhibitor activity. Bases 1 to 462 code for a protein of 153 amino acids. NCBI's taxonomy places the organism in Eukaryota, Metazoa, Chordata, Mammalia, Rodentia, Sciuridae.